This is a messenger RNA of Cynara cardunculus var. scolymus (artichoke), 999 nucleotides long. RefSeq lists its product as uncharacterized. The transcript is spliced from 4 exons. The coding region runs from base 253 to 747 and encodes 164 amino acids. Gene Ontology annotation, molecular function: nucleic acid binding; zinc ion binding. Lineage: Eukaryota; Viridiplantae; Streptophyta; Magnoliopsida; Asterales; Asteraceae. The record is from RefSeq and is a predicted model, not a curated record.
UUUGGGCUUCAAGCUCGUUUCAAUAUCUCUACACUUCCGACACCUUUUCGCUGUAGAUUUUUGCUUCAUUUCAAUGGCGUCCCAUACCUCUGUAAUGGUCUUUAGAAUCGCUCCUAGAUUUGAGCGUCAGAUUAGAGCCUGAAAUUCUAAGCUCGUCAAACGUUUCGACCUGCAGACCUCCGCAAAUAAUCCGUCAGGGGUCUUCACGGAAACAACCACUCUGUCCUUUAGGACAAAGAUUGUGUAGCAAAGAUGGAUGAAGAGAUGAUGACGCUGCAUAAUGUGAUGCCCGUGAAGCUUGCUAUAAAGAGGGAAAUGGAGUAUCGAAGUAAAAUGGAGGUCUUGAGAAACCGCCGGUUUAAUAACUUAAAUCCUUUGCUUCCUUCCCAGGUGCAGCCUGCAAAUCAAGCAACAUUAAAGCGAAAAGAGCCUUCUUCUAGUGGUACAGCGCUAGAAAGACGUUCAACAGGUCUCAUUUGCAAGAUCUGUCAAAUAACCUUUGGUACCGUUCUUCAUCUGAAACAACAUUCCGAGACCAUAAGACACAAAGGCAACAUUUUGCAGUUAAAAAAACGGGGCCAAAAUGUUAGCACACCGUUUUUAUGCGAGCUUUGUAACUCAUCUUGCUCUAGCGGCAUCGUGAUGGAAGAUCAUCUUAAGGGUACGAAGCAUGCCACCGUCCUGCAAGAAUUCGAGAACGCUAAAAGGGCGAGAGCCGAAGAGGCGUUUGCUGCAAAACUGUAUUGAAUGAUUGGGGCAUCGAUUGUUAAAAAGAGUACAACAAAAGUUUCAUACGUUCGUGAUCGGUAACUUAUGAUAUACGGAAAAGAAUGUUUGGUGUGUUGACACAGAGUAAAGUAGUCGCGAUCGUGUAAAUUAAUGUCGUUUUAUCAUUUUAUAUGUUGUUUUAACGAGUAGUCGAAUGUUGACGAUUAGAAUGGUAUUGAUCGUGUAUAACUUAUUUGUAUGGAAUCUAUUUUACCAUUUUAACAUUUGUCA